GCACUUGUAUUUACUCGUAUCGUUUCAUCCCUAAAUGCACCUCUGUCGAAAUUUUAUUGAAAAUUCAUAUUCUCAGCAUAAUCAUUUGCAGAAAUGGAUAUUUGUGGAAAUGUUUUGGUGUCAAAAGAUGUGCUUAAAUUUGCAUUAAAGUGUUUAUAUUGUGAAACAAAUAUUGAAGAAUGGGAAGCGUUCGUUAGUCAUAUUCAAAGUUUGCACUACACGGGUUAUGAGGAACCAUGCAUUGAUAUAAUAGAACAAGCAGAUUGCAAAGAAAACAUCGCUUUCGAAUGGGUAAAAGAAGAAGCUGUGACACCCACUGCAUGCGGACAAUCUGAAUCAAAUGAAAAUGGUUUAAAAAUGGAAAUAGAUUCCGAUGAGGAAUGCCUGCAAACGGAGCCGAUAAUAGACAUACAAGACCAAGAUCCAGUUUCGGAUAAUGAAAAAUUAUCAGAUUAUAAUGAAAACUUGGAUAGCUCCGAUGAUGAUUCUUCAGAUGACUACAUUGCAAAAAAUAAAAAGCCACCUAAAAAGUUCAAACCAUCUUUUUAUAGGAAAAACAAAAAUACAUCGGUAUUAAUUGAACUCUUUGAGAAGGCCCCAUGUUUAUGGGAUCCCAAUAACGCUGACUAUAACAACAGCACUGCAGGCUCCAACAGUAGGAGGGAAAUAAUAAAAGAGAUGAACAAAACAUGCCAAAUAACAUUAACCAAUAAAACACUUUGGGCAAGUCUUCGUGAGUUAUAUUCUUUAUACAAGCUAACGCAUAAGAAAUCGGAAACAGCAUCAACAAAACUGUCCACAGUAGUGCUGGACUAUUUGGAGAAGUGUUCAUUUCUUUCUGCAGCAAAGGAUGACUUUUUAGACAUUUUUGAGGAUACUCCUAACACAACCACGAAUCUGAGCUUUGCAACUAUGAACACGGCAACUAUAGCGUUUAUCGACACAUAUGCCCGUUUUCCCGGAAUUUAUGAUACUAAGCAUAUAGACUUCGGAUAUGUGCUUUUACGUAAACAGAGGUACAAAGAAAUGGCAGAUAUUCUCAGAGUCGAAUACAACGUCGAGUUUACUGACGAAGAAAUAUACAAAGGUAUAGAUUACUUGCGUCACUGGUAUUUUAAGCUGAAAAGUCGUUUUGGAAAAAAUUUGAAACCAACAGAUUUGUCAAGCGCAGCACAGUUUUAUAUUGACAAGUUAAGUUUCCUUCCAGAUAGAUCGCGCAAACAGAAAAUUAAAUGUUCAGAAUGCGAUAAGCGUUUCCAAACUAACACUAUAAAGCAAGUACACCUCUUCAAAGAACACAAUAUCGGUGACUUACCCUAUAAGUGCAAAGAUUGCACUAAAACCUUUAGUUCAAAUACAGCCUUGAGGGGCCAUGAACGACGUAAUCAUAUGGAGAAAGUUCAUAAAUGUGAGUUUUGUGAACGAAAAUUCGCCGUAAUAGGAGAUUUAAAGCAUCACACGCAAAUGCAUACGGGACACAAGCCCUUCGUAUGUGAAUUAUGUGGAAAAGCCUUUCGCACACGCACAAAGCUGGGAUUUCAUAAUAAUGCUAUACAUACAAAGUUAAGAGCAUUUAAGUGCACUAUGUGUCCUAAAGAUUUCUUGAAAAGUCGAGAUCUAAAAGAUCACAUAAAAGCUCAUUUAAACAUUCGCGAUAAGAUUUGCGAGACAUGUGGCAAGGGAUUUACAAACUCACAUGCCCUGCUCCGGCAUAAACAAUUACAUGCUGAAGUUAAAAAGUUUGGCUGUAAGUUCUGUGAAAAAAGAUUCUAUCAAUUUGUGGGCCUUAACUCUCAUAUGAAGCACAAGCAUGGUGUGUUUCCGCAGAAGAAACUUGAGAAAAAACCUCAAAACACGAAAGCGACUAAACAAGUUGCAAAAAACAUGGAAACCACAGAGUCGGUUGGAAGUAUUGAAGAAAAAACGGACACUGCAUUAGCGGCUACAAGUGGUGUGACCACCCAAACCCACCUUAAACGAAAGAGGAUGUUAGAAAAACAGAACUAUCCCAAUAAACACAACAAAAAAUAUUUCACCAACCUUGGAGAAAUUCAUAGUUCUCAAAGUUUGCACAACACUAACUACGAAGAGCCUUGCAUUGAUCCGCUUGUGGAUUUGGAUUACAAGGAGCACAUUGUUGUCGGGUUAAUAAAAGAUGAAACAAUGGCACCGCAUGCAUUAACAGAAUUUCUUGACAAUGAUGCUGAUGUUAAAAUGGAAGUUGAUUUCGGUGAUGAACUAAUGAAGGCUGAGCCAGGAGAUAAUGAUGAUACAAGUUCAGACGCUGAUCAAAGCCAAAACAAUGAUACAGCUGAAUUCAGUCCAGGCUCAGAAUCGUCCGAAGAAGAUGAUGAAGAUAAAAAAGAAAUUAUACGUAACAAAAAAUUUAAUCCAACAUUUUAUAGACGAAACACUAGCACAUCGGUUUUUAUUGAGCUUUACAAAAAAGCUACAUGUUUAUGGAAUCCCGACGAUGAGCAUUAUAAGAAUAGUGCAGCACGAGCAAACUGUCAAACGGAAAUAAUAGACGAAAUGAAGAAACGCUUCCAGAUUACGUUAAGUAAUCAAACUUUGCGAAGUUGCUUCCGAAAGUUGUACUUGCAAUAUCAAGCCACUCAUCAAGCAAAGCAGAAAAAACCAAAAUCCAAGCCGAAAAAAUUACCAACUGUUGUGUUGGAUUAUUUUGAGAAAUGUUCCUUUUUAUCUGUUGCGAAGGAUGAAUUUGCCACCAUUGUAUUAGAUACGCCACCCAAUACAAACACAAACAUAAGUUUUGCCAAACUCAAUCCUACAACAGAGGCUUUUAUUGAAGCAUAUGGCGGCUUUCCAGCGCUAUACGACCCCAAACAUGACGAUUACAACAACUCCGCUGUCCGCAAGCAAAUGUAUAAAGAAAUGUCUAAUAUUAUCAAAACUAAGCAAAAUGUGGAGCUCACCGAAGAUGAAAUUUACAAAGGCAUCUAUUACUUGCGUCAUUGGUAUUUCAAGCUAAAGAGUCGACUUGAAAAGGAUUUAGACGAAAAAGAUUUAUCGAGUGCUGCAAAGAUUUAUCUAAAAAAGUGUGACUUCCUCCCAGAUAGACCACCUAAUUUAAAAUUAAAGUGCACAGAAUGUGAUAAAGUUUUCCAUAACGUGACCACAAGACAGAGUCAUCUCUUCAAGGAGCACAACAUUGGCGAUUGGCCCCACAAAUGUACUGAAUGUGGACGAACCUUUGAGUUCAAAGCUACAUUAUUAAUGCACGAGCAACGUAGCCAUGUGGGAAAAGUGCAUAAAUGCGAUUAUUGUGAAAGACGAUUUGCUGUGCUAGUGGAUUUACAACGGCACAUUGAUUCGCACACUGGAAAAAAACCUUUCGUAUGUGAGUUAUGUGGUAAAGCAUUUCGCAGUAAAACCCAAUUGGGCUAUCACUCAGAUGCAAUACAUACGAAAACACGAGCUUAUAAAUGUACGAUGUGCCCCAAAGAUUUCUUAAAAAAGCGCGAUUUGAAAGAUCACAUAAAGGCUCAUCUUAAUAUACGCGAUAAAAUAUGUGAAACCUGUGGCAAAGGUUUUACAAACUGCCAUUCACUUAUACGACAUAGACAAAUACAUUCCGAAAUUAAGAAAUUCGCUUGUAAACUAUGUGAAGCGAAGUUCCACCAAUUUGUAGGCUUAAAUUCACACAUGAAGCGCACGCAUGGCAUUGUCAAAAGUCAACAAAAGUCUUAAAUUAAAACUCGUUUUUUGAAUGUUAAUUGAUUUUUUUAUCACAUCAUAGGCGGGUGUAUGUCGAAUUUUUAAACACCGAUAUACGAUGUACAGAAUAUCCUUUUUUCCAUACAGUAAACCUUUUAGUGUGGUCAAUAAUGAUAUUGUUCAAAUAAGGUAGAUCGGAAUAUGCGCUCUCUGGGAAGACAAUAUCUGUUAUUAUUGUACCAUGAUCAACGUCAUGAUAAGAAAAUCCUUUUCAAUUAGAAGUAGUGCAGAAAUUAUUCUUUGGCAUGAAUUAUUGUUCUCUUUCUAAUGCUUAAGAACUCGCGAUUGAAAUUUACAUUUAUGUUUCUUAUAGGCGAAGCGAUUAUUUGCUUAAAUUUUUAGAUACUUGCGUUUGAUAGUAAAUUCGAGCAGGGGCAACGAUAUACAAACAAAAAAAUCAAUAAAUAUGUAUGUAUUUAAAGGGAGUAUUUUUAAUCAGCUAAGCUAUUACCUAAAGGUGAAUAGCAAAAAUAAAUAUCUCAACUACAGAUUAAUCAAUUGCAUGAAUACAUUAUAAUUCUAAGGUCAGUAAAUUUUAAGUUCGUAUUGUGUGUUUCAAUAAAUAAAAAACUGCUACUGAGA
This is a messenger RNA of Rhagoletis pomonella (apple maggot), 4320 nucleotides long. RefSeq names its product zinc finger protein 484-like. The transcript is spliced from 9 exons. The record is from RefSeq and is a predicted model, not a curated record. Lineage: Eukaryota; Metazoa; Arthropoda; Insecta; Diptera; Tephritidae. Gene Ontology annotation, biological process: regulation of transcription by RNA polymerase II. Gene Ontology annotation, cellular component: nucleus. Gene Ontology annotation, molecular function: DNA-binding transcription factor activity, RNA polymerase II-specific; RNA polymerase II transcription regulatory region sequence-specific DNA binding. The coding region runs from base 94 to 3711 and encodes 1205 amino acids.